AUGCUUCGUACCGUUGGCCGCAACGCCCUGAGGGGCUCACCCAAGGGAUGUCCACGAACCAUUACGACUCUCAAGCCCGCCACGGCAGCCAUUGCCAAGCCUGGUAGCAGGUCCCUUUCGACGCCAGCGACGGCAACAGCAACCGCGCCCCGAACUAAGCCCAGCGCCAGCUUCAAUGCUCGUCGCGAGCCGCAGCCUCUGGUCAACCCUCGCCCGGGUGAGGCAGACGAAUCAUUCAUUGGCAAGACCGGAGGAGAGAUUUUCCACGAGAUGAUGCUGAGGCAAAAUGUCAAGCACAUCUUCGGUUAUCCUGGCGGCGCUAUCCUUCCCGUGUUCGACGCGAUCUACAACUCAAAGCACAUCGACUUUGUUCUCCCCAAACAUGAACAAGGCGCCGGCCACAUGGCGGAAGGCUACGCUCGCGCUUCAGGCAAACCUGGUGUUGUUCUCGUCACCUCCGGCCCCGGUGCCACAAAUGUCAUCACUCCCAUGGCCGACGCUCUCGCCGACGGUACACCUCUGGUUGUGUUCUCAGGACAGGUCGUUACCUCCGCUAUUGGAAGCGAUGCCUUCCAGGAGGCCGACGUCAUAGGCAUCUCCCGGUCUUGCACCAAGUGGAACGUCAUGGUUAAGAGUGUUGACGAGCUGCCUAGGAGAAUCAACGAGGCCUUUGAGAUCGCUACCAGUGGGCGGCCUGGCCCUGUCUUGGUCGAUCUGCCCAAGGACGUCACGGCUAGUGUGCUGAGGAGGGCCAUUCCAACCGAGACCUCGAUUCCCUCUAUCAGCGCUGCAGCACGGGCUGUCCAAGAGGCAGGCCGAAAGCAGCUCGAGCACUCGAUCAAACGCGUAGCCGAGCUGGUCAACAUUGCAAAGAAGCCCGUCAUAUACGCCGGCCAAGGUGUCAUCUUGUCGGAGGGUGGUGUUGAACUUCUCAAGGCCCUUGCGGACAAGGCCUCGAUUCCCGUCACCACCACUCUGCAUGGUCUGGGCGCCUUUGACGAGCUGGACGAGAAGGCGCUGCACAUGCUCGGCAUGCACGGUUCGGCCUAUGCCAACAUGUCCAUGCAAGAGGCAGAUUUGAUCAUUGCCCUUGGUGGCCGCUUCGACGACCGUGUCACUGGCAGCGUCCCCAAAUUUGCUCCUGCCGCCAAGCUUGCCGCUGCCGAAGGCCGCGGAGGUAUUGUUCACUUCGAGAUCAUGCCCAAGAACAUCAACAAGGUCGUCCAGGCAACAGAGGCCAUCGAGGGUGAUGUUGCUUCGAACCUGAAGCUGCUGCUUCCCAAGGUUGAACAACGAUCCAUGGCCGAUCGCAAGGAGUGGUUCGAUCAGAUCAAGGCGUGGAAGGAGAAGUGGCCUCUGUCACAUUACGAGAGGGCCGAGCGCAGCGGUCUCAUCAAGCCCCAGACUCUGAUCGAGGAGCUGAGCAAUCUGACUGCUGACCGCAAGGACAUGACCUACAUCACAACCGGUGUUGGCCAGCACCAGAUGUGGACAGCACAACACUUCAGGUGGAGGCACCCGCGGUCCAUGAUCACCUCUGGUGGUCUGGGUACCAUGGGGUACGGUCUGCCGGCGGCGAUUGGCGCCAAGGUUGCUAAGCCAGACGCUUUGGUCAUUGAUAUCGAUGGCGAUGCUUCGUUCAACAUGACUCUGACUGAGCUUUCGACGGCGGCACAGUUCAACAUUGGCGUCAAGGUCAUUGUUUUGAACAACGAGGAGCAGGGGAUGGUGACCCAAUGGCAGAACUUGUUCUACGAGGACCGCUACUCACAUACGCAUCAGCGCAACCCCGACUUCAUGAAGCUUGCCGAUUCAAUGGACAUUCAACAUCGCCGCGUUUCGAAGCCUGACGAUGUUGUUGAUGCUCUGAAGUGGCUGAUCAACACUGACGGCCCGGCUCUGUUGGAGGUCAUUACGGACAAGAAGGUGCCUGUUUUGCCUAUGGUGCCUGGAGGUAAUGGCCUGCACGAGUUCAUCACGUUCGAUGCCAGCAAGGAUAAGCAACGGAGAGAGCUGAUGCGUGCCAGGACGAACGGUCUGCACGGGUGA
Messenger RNA from Pyricularia pennisetigena, 2049 nucleotides. RefSeq lists its product as uncharacterized. Gene Ontology annotation, molecular function: thiamine pyrophosphate binding; magnesium ion binding; acetolactate synthase activity. Bases 1 to 2049 code for a protein of 682 amino acids. NCBI's taxonomy places the organism in Eukaryota, Fungi, Ascomycota, Sordariomycetes, Magnaporthales, Pyriculariaceae. The transcript is spliced from 5 exons. Gene Ontology annotation, biological process: L-valine biosynthetic process. Gene Ontology annotation, cellular component: mitochondrion; acetolactate synthase complex. The record is from RefSeq and is a predicted model, not a curated record.